Messenger RNA from Procambarus clarkii (red swamp crayfish), 1335 nucleotides. The record is from RefSeq and is a predicted model, not a curated record. NCBI's taxonomy places the organism in Eukaryota, Metazoa, Arthropoda, Malacostraca, Decapoda, Cambaridae.
AUGCAUUGUGAUACUCGCUUUCCCCAAGGGAUACCCACGCUCCCCAAGGGAUAUCCACGCUCCCCCAAGGGAUACCCACGCUCCCCCAAGGGAUACCCACGCUCCCCCAAGGGAUACCCACGCUCCCCCAAGGGAUACCCACGCUCCCCAAGGGAUACCCACGCUCCCCAAGGGAUACCCACGCUCCCCCAAGGGAUACCCACGCUCCCCAAGGGAUACCCACGCUCCCCAAGGGAUACCCACGCUCCCCCAAGGGAUACCCACGCUCCCCAAGGGAUACCCACGCUCCCCAAGGGAUACCAACGCUCCCCAAGCGAUACCCACGCUCCCCAAGGGAUACCCACGCUCCCCAAGCGAUACCCACGUUCCCCAAGGGAUACCCACGCUCCCCAAGGGAUACCCACGCUCCCCAAGGGAUACCCACGCUCCCCCAAGGGAUACCGACGCUCCCCAAGGGAUACCCACGCUCCCCAAGGGAUACCGACGCUCCCCAAGGGAUACCCACGUUCCCCAAGGGAUACCCACGCUCCCCCACGGGAUACCCACGCUCCCCAAGGGAUACCCACGCUCCCCAAGGGAUACCCACGCUCCCCAAGGGAUACCCACGCUCCCCAAGGGAUACCCACGCUCCCCCAAGGGAUACCCACGCUCCCCAAGGGAUACCCACGCUCCCCAAGGGAUACCCACGCUCCCCAAGGGAUACCCACGCUCCCCAAGGGAUACCCACGCUCCCCAAGGAAUACCCACGCUCCCCAAGGGAUACCCACGCUCCCCAAGGGAUACCCACGCUCCCCAAGCGAUACCCACGUUCCCCAAGGGAUACCCACGCUCCCCAAGGGGUACCCACGCUCCCCAAGGGAUACCCACGCUCCCCCAAGGGAUACCCACGCUCCCCAAGGGAUACCCACGCUCCUCAAGGGAUACCGACGCUCCCCAAGGGAUACCCACGUUCCCAAGGGAUACCACGCUCCCCCAAGGGAUACCCACGCUCCCAAGGGAUACCCACGCUCCCCAAGGGAUACCCACGCUCCCCAAGGGAUACCCACGCUCCCCAAGGGAUACCGACGCUCCCCAAGGGAUACCGACGCUCCCCAAGCGAUACCCACGUUCCCCAAGGGAUACCCACGCUCCCCCAAGGGAUACCCACGCUCCCCAAGGGAUACCCACGCUCCCCAAGGGAUACCCACGCUCCCCAAGGGAUACCCACGCUCCCCAAGGGAUACCCACGCUCCCCAAGGGAUACCCACGCUCCCCGAGAGCCUUACUUUGCGCAAGUGCACUCUCACUCGCCUGAUGCCUUAUUAUUUAAGCCAAGACAACGCAGAAUGGAGAUGA